Coprinopsis cinerea okayama7#130 is the source of this 1115-nucleotide messenger RNA. Its product is annotated as metalloprotease. Lineage: Eukaryota; Fungi; Basidiomycota; Agaricomycetes; Agaricales; Psathyrellaceae. Gene Ontology annotation, molecular function: metallopeptidase activity. The record is from RefSeq and is a predicted model, not a curated record. The coding region runs from base 99 to 1115 and encodes 338 amino acids. The transcript is spliced from 5 exons.
CUUCCUUCCUCUAGCCACUCGUCCACUUCUCUCCCUCCUUCCCUUUCACCAGUCAACUGCAAUCGUUCGCUGGGUCGAACAUCCCACAUUCAUUUCAAAUGUUGUUCAAGAGAUACAUAGCUUUGGCGGUUAGCCUCUCGGCUUCCAGUCACCUCUUCGCAUCCGCCCACGUCGUUCGCCAAACCCCCGCGAGAGGGUGUGGCAACGAAAUUGAUGAAGCCACCAAGGCUAUCUUCGAAGAAGACUUCCAAUUCAACAGAGUCGCCUCUUCCCUGACCUCUUCUUCCGCCCGCAUCGCGCCUAUAGACGUCUUCUUCCAUGUCACAUCUAGCGACGAAACUGAAGAAGGUGGCAACGUGAGCGACGAAGCGAUCGAAGCGCAGAUUAGCGUUUUGAACACCGCUUUCGAGCCCACGGGACUACAGUUCAGGUUGACGGAGGUGACACGAAAUGUCAAUGCUACAUGGUUUGAGUCUGUAGCACCGAGGACGAGAGUUCAGAAGGAGAUGAAAGAGGCUUUAAGGAAGGGUGGCCCAGGAGACUUGAAUGUCUACACCGUUGGGUUCCAAAAGGGCGGAGGCGCUGGUUUGCUUGGAUAUGCUACGUUCCCCAGCGAAUUUCGAUCCGCGCCCGAGGACGACGGCGUGGUCGUCCUCUUCUCCUCUCUUCCUGGAGGAAGCGCGGAGCCUUUCAACCUCGGUCAGACUCUUACGCAUGAAGUAGGCCACUGGGUCGGAUUAUACCACACUUUCCAAGGCGGUUGCUCUGGCCUGGGAGACGAAGUUGCCGACACUCCCGCCGAAGCUUCACCUGCAAGUGGAUGUCCCACUGCCCGAGAUACCUGCCCUGGAGGCGGACCAGACCCCGUCCAGAACUACAUGGACUAUUCCGACGAUAGUUGCAUGGACACAUUCACCCCCGGUCAGAUCGAACGUCUCCUCGAUCAAGUCGCGACGUACAGGGGAAUUGGAGCCUCCGCUCCCGAAUCCCCGGAAGAAGUCCCGGAGGAACCUACCGAAGUAGAAAAUGUUGAGGAGCGAAACCUCAGACGCAUCGUGUUGCAGCCAGUCAGGGCACACGCUGGUCAUUUCCGGAACAGGUUGACUCGACCCUAA